Plasmopara halstedii is the source of this 393-nucleotide messenger RNA. RefSeq lists its product as uncharacterized. The transcript has 2 exons. The coding region runs from base 1 to 393 and encodes 130 amino acids. NCBI's taxonomy places the organism in Eukaryota, Oomycota, Peronosporomycetes, Peronosporales, Peronosporaceae. The record is from RefSeq and is a predicted model, not a curated record.
AUGAUCGUUGCUCUGUCUCUAGAUUUGUCGGAUCCGCCCAUUAAUGGUCGACCAUUGUUGAGAGAAUUAUUUACUGCUAAAGACGACACUUCAUUACUGACAUCCACACACUUUUGUAACAGUGCGUCGUGUCUGGGUACCAUUUUGUCAAGCAUGUCUGUAGGCCUAGAUGCUAGGGCCGAAGGUGUCAGGAGCAAGUGCCGUGACAGCAUUCUUGUGAUCCUUAAGACGAGAAAGCAUGUCUGGUUCACCAAGUCUCGAUUAUUCACGUCUGUUUCCCACAAGCCCGAUGCGAGCUCUGUACCGUCUGCACCAUAUGCAAGGGUUCUGACAGAAGCUAAUUAUGGUGGGGAAAUCAUCUCGCAUGCAGUGCAAAUGACAAAUCUCUCAUGA